AUGAGUUAUACAACAGCUACUGAACAUAACAUUAAUAGUAGUAUCAGUGAUAGUGGGGGUACACCACCAACACCACCACCACCACCACUAUCACCCAUAGGAGGUAUGGGAUCCUCAUCAUCGGCACCAGUGUUGGUCGCCCGAGUAGAUAGAGUACCGGCACUGACAGCCGGUAUAUCCAUUAAAAUCAAUUCAGCCAAACCCAGACAUAUCGAUACCGUUGAGACAGUAUUGUUGAACAUAACGUUUCAGGAGUCGUCGACAGCCAUCAAAAUCAAGUGGCGUUUUGUUGUCCAUACAAAACAAUCCCAUAGAUGGAAAAGACAACUACUGUCCUCGUCCUCAUCAUCAUCAGCAUCGGCAGCCUAUGUUGAACGAGAGCACCGGCCCCUGGAAUGGGUGGUUAAACUCAGGCAGUUUGCAACAUUCAAUGUCAAUAUCUAUACGAUCAAAGAUGACGCCAAUUCAAUGGAUUCGCUAGCCGUACACAACCAAACCUAUAGCUAUACUAUACGGGGAUUACAGCCCCAGACUGCCUACGAACUGUGUCUACAGUCCAGCCAUCAUAUGAUUGAUGAAAUCUCAUCGAUGGUCAACUCGUACAGUCGUGGCGGCGGUCUGUGCAAAGAGUUUGUUACCGUCGCGGCCGCCGUCGAUGCUGUCCAGGAUAAUAGCAAUCAACGAUUGGCCGAUAUAACCGUUGCGUCGGCCAUAUCGACAGCGUCGACCACUUUUAUGAUAGUCGUAGUGUUUUGUUGUUGUUGUCGUACAUCCAAGAAAAAUAGACACAAAGUAACCGAUGGUGACAACGAUGACCACCGAAACAGACAGAUAGUCAAGUAUGAGCCCAUGUGCUGUACAUGUAUGACAUCGUCGGCCAAUAAUUCGGGUAAUACAAGCGAUUCAAGUGAACUAACGAUGACCAGCGAUGGCGGUGGUGUCGAUGGUGUCAUCAAACCAGCGAAAAAACUACAAAACAAUAGUACAGGCAAUCGGGUUGUCUAUAAUCCGGUCAUUGAAGUAAUCGACAGCAACAACAACGACAACGACAGUCCCGACGGCGAUGACAACACCGACAACAACCAUAAGUUGCGGGUCUUUACGAAAAAUGUCAGAGUUUUCAAAAAGACUUCAACUUUUAAUACUAAUAAUACUAAUAAUAAUAGACAGCUAUUAGUGAUUAAAACUGAUGGUACGGGUGGUACGGGUCGUCGUCAACCCAGAAACAACAUCAGCACUACAUCCAUGUUUAUCAAACGCUACGGUAAACCACGUAGUUGGCCAAUGUUACCGACCGAUCAGUCAGAGUAUAGCCGACAGCUGCCCAGCCAUCAGCCGAAUGGUAUAACUAUUGCCAAUAUUGUGGAUCAGUCGUCGUCAUCGACAGCGACAACAAUAGGAGGAAAACUAACAACCGAUACAUCAUUAUUGGUGAAUAGGUUAUGGUUUCAGGCGAUGAUGCCAUCAAACAGUAGUAGUAAUGAUAAUAAUAAUAAUAAUAAUAUCGACAAUAAUAAUCGUGACAUCAAUUCAAACCAAAUUGAAUAUUGA
Molecule: messenger RNA, 1551 nt
Organism: Oppia nitens
Lineage: Eukaryota; Metazoa; Arthropoda; Arachnida; Sarcoptiformes; Oppiidae
Product: probable serine/threonine-protein kinase DDB_G0282963
Exons: 1
Coding region: 1-1551 (516 amino acids)
Source: RefSeq, a predicted model, not a curated record